CUCUGACAGGAUGAGCAACACUUUCGUAAACAUGGCGUCGUUCGGCGACGCGGAGACCUUACACUCGUCCAUUCCGGCUACUAAAGUUGAAAUCACAGUUUCUGGCAGUGGGGAGCAGCAAUGAUUUUGGAUGAGGCGCAGUGGAGCUGGCAGUCAGAGGGAGAAAGACAUUAAAGACCACCUGUCUGAGCUGCCCUGCAUUGAUCCUAUUAUUUUUGGAGGAAAAAAAAUCUUAAUUUUUACGCCUCCAGCGCUGAGAAGGAACAUCAACAUCAGCUUUAACCCCCCAGUGAAGGUCGAAAACAGAAACCUGCUGGACAGAGACACCUUUUCCAAGUCUGACCCAAUCUGCGUUCUCUACACACAAGGCAUCGGCAACAAGGAAUGGAGGGAGUUUGGCCGGACAGAGGUCAUCGACAACACACUGAACCCAGACUUUGUACGCAAAUUCAUUUUGGACUACUUUUUCGAGGAGCGACAGAACCUCAGAUUUGACUUGUACGACGUGGACUCCAAGAGCGCCAACCUGUCCAAGCAUGAUUUCCUCGGCCAGGCUCAGUGCACUCUUGGCGAGGUGGUGGGCUCUUUGGGAAGUCGCUUGGAAAAGCCCCUCGGUGGUAUUCCAGGGAAGAAAUGUGGGACCAUCAUUGUGAAAGCAGAAGAACUGAACAAUUGCAGGGAGUCUGUGAUGUUACAGUUCUGCGGGAACAAACUGGACAAAAAAGACUUCUUUGGCAAGUCGGACCCCUUUCUGGUCUUCUACAGGAGCAACGAGGACGGAACCUUCACCAUCUGCCACAAGACGGAGGUGAUCAAGACUACGUUGAACCCCGUGUGGCAGGCCUUCAAGAUCCCCGUCAGAGCUCUGUGCAAUGGAGAUUACGAUAGGACGAUCAAGGUGGAGGUUUACGACUGGGACAGAGACGGAGGUCACGACUUCAUUGGCGAGUUCAGCACCAGCUACAGAGAACUUUCAAGGGGACGCAACCACUUCAAUGUCUACGAGGUGAUUAAUCCAAAGAAAAAGUUGAAGAAGAGGAGAUACAUCAACUCUGGAACGGUAACGCUGCUGUCAUUCCUGGUUGACAUUGAAGUGACCUUCCUGGACUACAUCAAGGGAGGGACCCAGAUCAACUUCACCGUGGCCAUUGACUUCACAGCCUCCAACGGAAACCCGGCCCAGCCCACUUCCCUCCACUACAUGAGUCCAUACCAGUUGAACGCCUACGCCAUGGCGCUCAAAGCCGUCGGGGAGAUCAUUCAGGACUACGACAGCGACAAGAUGUUCCCCGCUUUGGGAUUCGGUGCCAAGCUCCCACCUGAUGGACGCGUCUCUCAUGAAUUUGCAUUGAACGGGAACCCGCAGAAUCCAUACUGUGCCGGCAUUGAUGGUGUGAUGGAAGCGUAUUACCAGAGUCUGAAGUCAGUGCAGCUGUACGGACCCACCAACUUCUCUCCUGUCAUCAACCACGUGGCCAGGUACGCAGCCUCAGUGAAGGAUGGAUCUCAGUACUUCGUGCUCCUCAUCAUCACUGACGGCGUCAUCUCAGAUAUGGCACAGACGAAAGAGUCCAUAGUCAACGCUGCCUCCCUGCCCAUGUCAAUCAUCAUCGUGGGGGUGGGGCCUGCAGAGUUCGACGGUAAACACUCUUCAAUACACGCAUUAAUAUUGCAUAAUCUCCUUUGGUGUCCGAUCAUUUUCACUGCUCUGUUUUUGAUCUCAGCCAUGAUCGAGUUGGACGGCGACGAGGUCAGAAUCUCGGCAAGAGGAAGACUCGCUGAGAGAGAUAUUGUUCAGUUCGUCCCGUUUCGUGACUACAUCGACCGGACGGGAAACCAUGUCCUCAGCAUGGCCCGUCUGGCCAAAGACGUUCUGGCGGAGAUCCCCGACCAGUUCCUGUCCUACAUGAGAACCCGCGGAAUUAAGCCAGCCCCAGCGCCUCCCCCGUACACGCCGCCGGCUCAGCCCCUACAAACCCAGAUCUGAGGUGGCGCUAGCUUGAAGCGAAUACAUACAUCUGGCAACAGACCCUCAUCAGAGGGUGAUUUAGACUCUGGGCUCUAUGUGGUCGCAGACACCACCUGCCGGGUCAGAGGGGCGGCAACCAAGCCAACGAGAGCCUGUUUCACUUCCACAGUCGAACAUUCCUGUCCAUGUGGAAUCUUUCAUUUUAGCCUAGAGGGCGCUGUAGAAAGUUUGUUUUCAGAUAUUUUUCAAACGAAUGUCUCCAGACGAAAUGACAGAAUUUUGGUGUAAAUACCGGAACAUUCUCUCCAUACGUCCGUCUCACCGGCUGUUUACAGGAAACCAGGAUUUCUACUCUUCGUACUUUUGUAAUGAAGACCCGUCUGUCUCUCUCCGCAUGUGAGACAGGCGCUGAUGAUCUGCAUGAGUGUAGCCGCGCUGCAGUGCAUGCAAGUAGCGUUCCUGCACUACCUCCUCCUCUGUCACCGUCACCAUUCUGUCUGUCCGCACUGAUUCCAGACCAGUGACACUCUAGUCUUCCUGAUGAUUCUUUCUCUCUUUCACUACUUGCUGUGUUUCCAGCUCAUUUUCUUGCUGGCAUGUUUUAAUUGACACUACAAUUACACGCGCAUCAAUUUCAAGAUGCGCGAGACAAAAGCCUGGGAUACAAAACACAAAACAAAUGAACAGUACAUGAUAAAUACACACAGAACAGUCAAAACAACAUACACACUCUAGAUUUUAGGACAGAGCGACAGAGUUUACUCACAACAUAGUAGAUCAACACAAACCUUUUUCACAUCUUAGUUACGCGUCUUCAAAACGUUUGUUAUUUUAAUAACAAGCUCGACUUUUUAACCAUUUGGGUUUAUUUUUCGCUGAAAUGAAUGGAAACACAGCCCUCCCUCUCUCUCCCCCUCGCUCCCUCCCUCUCCCCCUCUGCUGUCUGGGCAGGGGCAGCCAGUCGCUGGGGUCUUGUCCACCUUUGGUCUAACAUGACAGCUGCUCUCAAACUGAAGACAGUUUGGGAUUAAAAAAAGAGCCCAGUGGUCAAAAAUGCUGAUAAAAAAUCCCUUAGUUGAUGAUUUGUAUAAUUUGCUUUCAAGUUUGUUUGUAUUCUAGGUGUGAAUACAAUUGUUGUUUUGUUUUUUUUUGUGUGAGAGGUGAGCAUCAAGUGUUUGGUGCAUUAAUGUCAGAAUGAAUGUUGAGAAAUUGAAAACAUUGCUUCCUAUAAUAAUCUGACAAAAAAAAACAUUUAAAGGGGCCAUAGAAUAUUAUGUCAUAUCUAGUCAUUUUAGGAUUACGCAUGUCAUUUGCAGCAUUCAAACAGAGAUGCCAGUGUGAGUAUUACCCUUAUAUUUUUCAGAAAACUGUGUUUAUGUUGCAGUCCAGUCCCUGGGCCCUGGGAAAUUCGACGUCCCACUUUUAAGGUAACUGGAACGCUGAAGUGAGCUAACAUAGUUUAUGAUUUCAUAUGACUAUUUUUGAAGGAUGAGCCACUGUGUUUACAGAGGAAGGGAAAUGAAGGGCUGGCCUGACCAGCAAACAUCUUAAUUAUUGCCAGUAAACCAAAACCAAAAAGUAUUAUGACACAAGUAUCAUAUGACAGAGCAGCUAAAUGAAGUGUUCAAUGUAGCUUCAGUGCCAAGUGGGUGUAGCUUUAAGAUGCUGUAGCUGGAACUUUAGCGUACAGUAGCUAUUGUUAUUCAUGUCGCUAAAGUUGCUGAAAUGCCAAUGUAGUUUGAAGAGCUCGAGUGCUAGUAUACUGUAGCUACAGUGUUGUACAGAUGAUGUGCUUUUCCAACUCAAGUGUGACUCUUCAUAUCAUCAUAUCAACUUUAAAUAUUUAUUUGGUGACUAGAUAUUUGUAAAUGUAGCUGACGCGUCCAUGUAGCUGCAGUGAUCGCAGUAACAACCCAGUUAGCAUGACAGUGUCUGCAUUAUUCUAGAGUUCAGUACUGUUGAUUUCUGGAGUCAAGACAAACCAAGUCAGGUGUUGUAAGCUAUUUUGUUUCUAUGGGCCCUUUAAAUAUCUCACUGACCAAUUACCACGUUCUUAACUGGAUCUGCUGCUGUUAAUAAUACACAUAAUUUACAAUUAAAUAGUGUUUCCUCUUCUUUCUAUCGACUAAUAUACAUAGUUACAUUUAUUUUUUAUAAAAUAUUCAUAUAUCAUGAUGUGUCAAUUCAGACGGAAGUAUUUAUUUUACGUAUAUAUUUUAUCACUUGUGAAUCUGAGUCAUCGGUUAUUGUGAUUCGCCCGUCCGACCCAAGCUGCCACAGGUCUUUUCAGGUCUCCAUUAACCCUUCAGGCGCCAGAGUUUUUCAAUGAAGUACACAACUUUGAUAUCACUCUUUCAAAAGGCUGUAGUUUUAAGCGUGAUGGCUAAAGAUGUAGGCGAAGGUGGCCAUUGUGAAUUAUAUUACAUUUGUGGAUGUUGAAACUUUUCCUCAUCUCUUAAGCAACAAUGCAUCAUCAGUUGUUUACGGCUGGACCGUGGACCGUGUCCCUCCUUCCACCCUCCCUUCGACCGUGUCUGCUGCUAUUUACUUGAUUUUUUUUUCCCAGCAAGUAUUCGACCUUGCCCCCACAACAGGCACACUGCCACUACGCUCACAAGCAGCGUCACUUUCUGUCUCAAUGUACGAGUCCGAGUCACUCAACCUGGCACUGUGUGUUUUGCACCUAACUGUGGCCUCCCUCCUCACCUCAACCAGGGUUGGUAGAAACAACACGCCCUCAAAUGUUCCUCAGACUGAAGUGACAAGUGUCCGCCGUCUUCUUGUGUGUUAGCGACAUCGCUCACCAUAUUUGCAGCUUGGCUUGUUUAAACUGUGGCGCUUAAAGGGUUGACUCUGCCAAGUAUUCACUUCAGACUGUAGUUUAAAUUGCCAACACCUGCUUUGAUCUGACGAUUUAAAUGGGUGUGUGAGAAACACACGCGUCACAAGGUCAUGGAUUCCUCCCAUCAACCUGAUCUACUGCCUUGCUAUGUGUGAAGUUAGUCCAGUGACCCCUGACCUACAUCUGCCCACGCUGGCUCUGACAAGUUUCGUGAUUUGUGUAUGUGUGACAUUCAAACGUUUCAGGGACUAACUUCUGUGUCAGCUCACAAAAACCAGCAACUUGGUCUAAUAACAGCCGCGGAAGACGCCGGCACCUGCUGUGCUCGUAGACAUCGUUAGCUACGUGGGUCAAACUCCAGAGCUCAUUACAUCUGACUCUGGGACUCCUGGGUCAGAACUGCCUUCAUUAUGGCCCAGAUGAAGAGAUUCCAGUCGGCGCUGUUCGAAGAAUCCAUUUCUUGUGAAAGUUUCCCGAACUAUGUAAAUGACUUGUUGUGGUUGUAACCAUGGCAACUGGCAGCACAAAUGACAUGAAGAUGAAAUAUUCCCGGGGGAGUGAAUUCGGGAGCUGGUGCCUAGAUGGUGUCGCUUGGCUGUCCACAGCCUGUGAGCUCCACUGAAGAGCAGGAGAGCGGCACAUCUGAAUGAAGUAGAUACGUAGGAGGAGUCUGGAGACAGCAUCUGUUGCAUGAUCACAGGUGGAAGAUGUGGGUUUGACUCCGGCAUAAUGUAACAUGUAGGUCUCCCUGGCACUCCGGUUUCCUCCCAAAACAAACAGAGGUGCAUAGAUGACUCUAAAUGUUCCAUAUGAGUCCAUCUGAGCACUUCUCUGCCUGUAUGUGUCCAGCGAGGCACUGGUGGCCAGUCCACUCCAGGGUGUCUCCUGUUCCUCACCCCAAAUAGCUGGGAUGCAUUUUGGCGUCUACUCACCCUGAAUUAAAUAGUUCUGACCAGGUAGCUUCAUUAUUUCAUCAGAAUGUGCUAACUUCUUUGUUAAACCGUCCGAACUCAGAACAUCUGGCUGGUAACUCAUUUGCCUACACACCAACAAUUCCUCAUACAUUUUCUGAAAUGAAUUCAGGACCAAUUCAGUGGAUUCAAAUUUGUGAAUAAUAAUCCGAUGUCUUCAUCAUUUAUCAGAUAAAAGUAUUGUCUCCAGCUGUAGUUUUGCCCAAUGUUUUUUUUUUUUUUUUUUUAACAACCUACAAAACUGAUCACAUUCAAAAAUCACUCUUUAUGGGAUGUAGCAUGCACAAUUCCAUCUUGCUUUAUUUCUUUGAAUUAUUUCCAUUUUUCACGUAAACCUAUGACUACAAUAAAUGGCAUUCAUUCCUGAAAACAACCUUCUCACAAAAUUCCUAUCAGGGUUGUUGAUGUUAUGUAUACAACAUGGCUAUAGUUCCACUUGCCAACACUGCCAGUUCCGGUUUUUAGGCUAUUUUUUUUCUCUUUCUCUGGCGUGUGCAUCUGAGCGUGCAUGUUUGUCCUUUUCUACAAGUUUUACAACACAGUGUGAUGUGUUUGAUGGAACCUUUGUUUACUGAAACUAUCCAAAUAUCGUAUGCUCGUCAUAUUUUGGAGAAAAAAAUGGUGCACUAUGUUUGCAUGUGCAGUUUUACACUGUUUUCAGAUCUCAACAUUUAUAUAUACAGUAUAUAUAUAUAUGACAACUACACAUUGGUUCCUGUACUAUUUGGCCUUAACUCAGUGAUUCUCUCGUUUUGCUGCCUUCUUACGGACUUUAUCUCUUGGUGUUGUGUUUUUGAUGCUUUCUAGUGUCUUGCACAAGUUCAAUUCUGUAUAAAGCCCAAACAAAUCUUGUACUUUUUUGUAACUGUGAUUGAUCCGAAGAGCAUGGCGGACGUUCGUCUGAAGAUCAUAGAUGACUAUUUCUGUAUCAAAC
Synchiropus splendidus (mandarinfish) is the source of this 6716-nucleotide messenger RNA. Its product is annotated as copine-8. The coding region runs from base 131 to 1987 and encodes 618 amino acids. Gene Ontology annotation, biological process: cellular response to calcium ion. The transcript is spliced from 21 exons. NCBI's taxonomy places the organism in Eukaryota, Metazoa, Chordata, Actinopteri, Syngnathiformes, Callionymidae. Gene Ontology annotation, cellular component: plasma membrane. Gene Ontology annotation, molecular function: calcium-dependent phospholipid binding. The record is from RefSeq and is a predicted model, not a curated record.